UAUGAGUCCUGAUAAGCAGCAGCCUAUUUAAGACUGAAGCCCUGUGUAGAGUGAAUUGCUGAUACCACCAUCUCGUUCUUCGCUUGACCAGGAGAUAUCAAGAGCCUGCUCAGGAUGCCAUGCCCAAAUCGCGCAGGUCAUGCGAUAUUGCUCCUCUUUGCUCUGUCCCUGUGGGCUGAAUGUGUUAUGUGUGGCUCCAGCUUCCUCAGCCCCACCCAGAAACCACAGGGUCGUGGAGACCGAAAGCCACCCCGACUGGGACGGAGGGCUGCAGCAGAGCUAGAGAUUCCUCUUCCUUUGGAGGAUAACCAUUUCAUGAUGAGCACACCUUUUCAGCUGGGUGUGUCUCUGAGUGAGGACGAAUAUGAAGAGUAUGGCCCGAUGCUACAGAAGAUUCUGCUGAAUGUCCUGGGUGAUAUGCCCCCUUUAGAGUGACCAAACUACCAGAUCUUGAAAGGACUCCAACUCCUACAAGUUACUGUCAGAAAAUGCAUCAACGAGUGAUCAUUUAUUAACUCAGUUGAUUGUUAAAAAAUGAAUAAAAUUCUAAUUUGAGGAGCUCUCUAA
Molecule: messenger RNA, 567 nt
Organism: Colossoma macropomum (tambaqui)
Lineage: Eukaryota; Metazoa; Chordata; Actinopteri; Characiformes; Serrasalmidae
Gene: ghrl
Product: ghrelin/obestatin prepropeptide
Exons: 5
Coding region: 115-435 (106 amino acids)
Cellular component (GO): extracellular region
Molecular function (GO): growth hormone-releasing hormone activity
Source: RefSeq, a predicted model, not a curated record